AUGACAACGACGAGCGAUCUCCGGCUCGCCGUCUUCUCCGACCGGCUGCACGGCGCGCUGGCCUUCCUCGAGGCACCCAAGACCGGGCACAGCUACCUCAACGAUACCCCAGAAGAAGCAGACUUUGAUGGCAUGAGGCUAGACGACCCCAAGCACCCGGACGUCAAGCGCAGGGUGCUGCAGGCCGUCCUACCGCGGCGGUGCAUCCCACUGCGUUGGCGCCUCGCGCAGGCUGAGAACGAGCAGCAGAUCCGGGCGUCCGAUUUGUUUCGCUGCUGCCUCAUGGUCAGCCUUCAGAACAACCUUGCCGCCGCCGUGCUGGCCAAGUGCAAUAGGAGCAGCCGCUGGGGCAACCUGCGCGCCCUGACCCUGUUCAUGUGGGAUCUGGUGUCGCCCGAGCUAGGGUGUGUGCUGGCCACGCGCUUCCCGGAGCUGCGUGAGCUGCGCGUCGGCCUGUGCCACCCCUACAUCCAGAACCCGUGCCUGCCCUUAAACUACUGGACGCAUCCGGGCUACCUGAUGCCUAACACCGUCUGGGACUGCUUCGGCGUCGGUAUCGGUGAGGAGAACGACCACCAACGGCUCUGCCUCCGGAAUCUGGAGAAGUUGACCGUCGAGCGCGCCGGCACCAGCUGCGUCCAGCUGCAGCGCUGGAUCCGUGCCAACCCGCGCCUUGUCGAUCUGCGCCUCCGCUGCGUCUCGGGCGUCGACGUCCAGUUCGUCAACUGGCUCGGCGUGUACUUCGGCUCCUUGGACGACACAAGAACCCGUGAAGGCCAGAUGGACCACGCCAAGCUGCACACCCUCGCUCUGGACAGCUGCCACUCGUUGGAACUGGACACCGUCGAUGACCUCGCCUGGCUCGACGGGCUGCUUUCCCCGAUGGAUUCAGAUGACGAAAAAGAAGUCAACACCUCCAUGGCUUUCAAGGUGUUGUCGUUCCGGGACUGUUCCAAGGUCUCUUCCGCAGCGAUCUUGGAGUACCUGGCGGUCAAACGCCCGCAGGUGCGCCAGGUGACACUCCCAGACGGACGCGUGCUGGUCGAGAACGCCACGGUGCUGGAGAACGACGGCGGCUACGACCGGGCCGUGCACGGCUACUGGUCCUGGUGCGCGCGGAUCCACGCCAUGGACCUCGACGAACUCUCCCCCGUCCCCUACCUGCGAUUCCUGCCGCACAAGCGGCACGAACCAAAUACGGACGCGCCCCUCGCAGACGAUCCGCGGUCUAUGUGA
Molecule: messenger RNA, 1236 nt
Organism: Fonsecaea erecta
Lineage: Eukaryota; Fungi; Ascomycota; Eurotiomycetes; Chaetothyriales; Herpotrichiellaceae
Exons: 1
Coding region: 1-1236 (411 amino acids)
Source: RefSeq, a predicted model, not a curated record